Messenger RNA from Schizophyllum commune H4-8, 1457 nucleotides. RefSeq lists its product as uncharacterized. Bases 1 to 1026 code for a protein of 341 amino acids. The transcript is spliced from 11 exons. The record is from RefSeq and is a predicted model, not a curated record. NCBI's taxonomy places the organism in Eukaryota, Fungi, Basidiomycota, Agaricomycetes, Agaricales, Schizophyllaceae.
AUGACACCCGAGGAACACCACGACGCCGUCUUCCUGCUUGGACCAUGGCUGGUCGGGUGUUACCUGGAGAUAUUCUUCCAGGGUGUGCUGAUGGCGCAGUUCACCAACUACUUCAACUGGUAUUCCGACGAUAAGUUGUCGUUGAGGCUAGUGGUCGGUGGACUGCUCUUCGGCACGGUCCUGAAGUCCGUGCAGUCAUUUGCUCUCAUCUGGAUACAGUUGAUUGAGUACUUCACGGAUCUUCCUGGCGCGAUCUUGUUAAAUUAUACGUCUUGGUGGCAAUCGGGCAAUCCUCUUAUGGUGGCUUGCAUCGGCUUCUACGUGCAGAUGUACUUCGUAUAUCGCCUCUGGGUCAUCUCCAAAAGCUGCUAUGUUGUCAUCCCGCUCUUCGCGAUCUUCCUGUUCAGUCUGCUAUCCAUCGCCGUCGCGACGUACUACAUCGCCCAAGCGGUUAGCCCGCCCAUCGCAAUGUGGUUCGCUAUGCACCUCUCGGCUACAUUCGCCGGAGACUUGAUUAUGACUCUCACGACCGCCUACUUUCUCAUACGCUCGAAGGCCAAUGUCUUGCCGCAAACCGUGGGCAUGAUCAACGCUCUCGUUCGCCUCACCUUCUCAACAGCGGCACCUGCGGCUGUUUGCGCGAUGUUCAACUUGAUCUUCUCGCAAGUCUUUGAUGGUCACGUCGCCCUCAUCUCCUCGGCAUUCAACCAGAUCCUGCCCAAGUUGUACGCCAUCAGCAUGAUGUGGACGCUCAAUUCGCGACGGACCAUCCGCGUCGCGCAUAGCAGUGGGCCAUUCAGUGGUAGCGGGAGUGAGCAGCUCUCCGGGACACGCGCACGAGCAUAUAGCGGCGCCCGCUCGAGGGUGCAGGAUCACGAGUUGACGAACAUACAAGUGCACACGCAUGUCGAGACCGUGCGCGCGAUCGACGUGAUGCUCGACGGCGACGACUCGACGCGGUCGGCGGACCUCAAGGACGCCCACCACUCGCACGAUGUCGACACCAAAAGGGAGUACGGCGUCUGAUCACACACGGCGCCGCGAUGCGCCUCGUCCAGACCUGGACGACCGACUGCGCCCUUCCUCCCGGUGGCCCCGGGCCCUGUGAAUUUCUGUACGGCGUCCGCUCUGCAGCGCCUGUGUAUAUGUCACGGACACCUUCCUCCCACUCCCUAGAAACCGGGGCUCGCGACACGUUGACCCUUCGUCGACGCCCGCUCCUCAUCCUUUCGUUCCCCUCGCGUCUUCGCUGAGCGGUUACAUUUAUUGGGCCACUUGUCGCAAAUGUUGUAUUACCUCCCCCCAUACCACCCCGCCUGUAUUACCCGGCUUCCACCGAUUUAUUUAUCUGACCACGACCGCUUUUGUCUUCUUCCUCAGGAUGUAAGCCUUUGGGUACCGUGCUGGACGAUGUUAUGCAAACCGCUAGGGAAAGCCUACAUGGUUGAAUAGGUGUG